AUGGGCAACUGCUUCGGCAACAGAACGAAUGAUGUCAAACACUGCUCUAAUUACGUGCAACCCCACACCGCUGGAGGGGCCAAGGAACCUUACAGAAGCAAUUCGAUUAAGAAACUUAGUCAUCCUUUACCACCUCCACCUCAACAUAUUUACCCUCAAAAGCUGCCAAGUCCAAGGCAUGAGACUGAGAUGAUAUUAUUCUCUCCUCAUUUGAAAUCCUUCACAUUUAACGAGCUUAGAAACGCCACUAGAAACUUUUUCCCCAAUUAUCUUCUCGGAGAAGGUGGAUUUGGCUAUGUAUACAAAGGAUGGCUCAACAAGGAAACCCUUACUCCAGUAGAACCUAGAUGUGGAAUUGCAGUUGCGAUCAAGAAACUUAAGCCCGAAGGAUUUCAAGGGCAUAAGGAGUGGUUGUCUGAAAUUACUUAUCUUGGUAGACUUCAGCAUCCAAAUUUGGUCAAUCUUUUUGGUUUCUGCUGUGAAGGUAAAAAUAGGUUGUUGGUCUAUGAAUUCAUGCCUCGAGGUAGCUUGGAGAAUCAUCUUUUUAGACGAGGUGCACAGCCUCUUUCAUGGGCACUAAGGGUUAAAAUUGCGGUGGAUGCUGCUCGGGGGCUUGCUUUCUUGCAUGCUUCAGAAUCAAAAAUCAUAUAUCGUGAUUUUAAAUCUUCUAACAUCCUGCUAAACAUGGACUAUAGCGCAAAGCUCUCCGACUUUGGUUUGGCAAAAGAUGGUCCAACAGGCGAUCGGACUCAUGUAUCAACUCGAGUAAUAGGCACCGAAGGCUACGCAGCCCCUGAAUAUAUGGCUACAGGUAGACUUACAACAAAAUGUGAUGUAUAUAGCUUUGGGAUAGUGUUGUUGGAAAUCAUCACAGGGCGGCGUGUCAUCGACAGGAAACAGGUUUCUGAAGAGCAGAAGCUGUUGGAAUGGGUAAAGCCUCAAUUGAGAGAUCCCAAGAAGCUAUUCAGGAUCAUGGACACAAAACUAGAAGGGCGAUACCCAAGGAAGGGGGCGUACGUUGUGGCCAACCUCGCCCUCCAAUGUUGCCAUUCGGAGGCCAAAUAUCGGCCCCACAUGUCUGAAGUACUGUCGAUUCUAGAAAGAGUCCCAUGUGGUAGACCAGACCAUCAUCAGAACAGAAUUUCAAGUCCAAGGUCGGAAAGCAGUGGACAUAGCCCCUACGACAUGAGCCAGAGUCAUGGUUCUCCGGUGCAAUGGUCACUGCAAGGUUCACCAGUGCAAUGGUCACUGCAGGGUUCACCAUUGAUGCCUCCUCGAUCGUAG
This is a messenger RNA of Cynara cardunculus var. scolymus (artichoke), 1284 nucleotides long. RefSeq names its product probable serine/threonine-protein kinase PBL18. Bases 1 to 1284 code for a protein of 427 amino acids. Gene Ontology annotation, biological process: protein phosphorylation. The record is from RefSeq and is a predicted model, not a curated record. The transcript is spliced from 6 exons. NCBI's taxonomy places the organism in Eukaryota, Viridiplantae, Streptophyta, Magnoliopsida, Asterales, Asteraceae. Gene Ontology annotation, molecular function: ATP binding; protein kinase activity.